AUGAUGCAACUCUAUGACCUCCCCCAUGCUGAUACGAGAACGAUCCCCUCCACAUACCGACCUAUCAAAAUGAAAGCUUCCAAGGGAAGACCCAUUCUUCUCGCGUCAUCUCGGGAUGCUCUUUCUGCUAGUACAUCUGCUACCCCAUCAGGGUCUAUUCUCUCUGCUAGCACCUCUUCCAGCUCUAUUGCGCCACUCACUAUCCCUUCCACCAGCACAUCUACUAGCCUUGCUACACCCCGGGACACUACCUCUGCUACAAGUAAACCUUUUCUUUCGUCCACAUCUGAAAAACGUGGUGUAAUCACCCCACCUGUUCAGGGCUUGCCCAUCUCUCAUACACAACAAUCUCAAUUGAGCGCUAAUGUUGACGUGGGCUCUUCAUCCAAACCGGAUAUUUCUCGGGUUGCUAUUUCCUCUCUUCCCUCAACAAAUAUCGCGUCAUCGUCUUUAUCGAGUCCUCUCCCACAGAAACUGCCGCCGGAAACCGAUAGUACGAUAGCAGUCCUUCUAAAGGAGCUAGAGGCGAGCAAGCGAGAAAUUCGCCAGGAGAGAGCCCAGCGCGAAAUAUUGUCACGAGCCUUCAGGGAGCGGGAGAAGGCAUUAAUAGUAGAGUUGAACAAGCAACAGGAGCAAAAGGCGCAGUCCGAGAUCCAGGCCGGUGAGAAUGAGAAGCUGAGGACGACUCAUGUGGCUAUCUUGAAUCGACUGAACAACAUCGGGGGGCAUGGUUCUCAAGAAGACAUAUUUGCUGCUCUUGCUUCGGUCGAAUCUCAAUUCGCAGAUGGUACUGCCCAACUCCACGCCAUGAAGGCCGCUUUGGAAGCCGAGGUCGACGCAAGACGUCUGGCUGAGAAGCGAUUAGAGCAAGAGCAGGCAAGGCAUGUCAGAGUCAUCAAGGAUAUCGAAAAGGAGCAGAGAGAGCCGUUCAUUGUUCCUGCAUUGCUAGAGGCAUUUGUGAGCCUGUCAAAAUUGACAGAGAGCGCGGUUCAAGCAGGGGCGCGGUAG
Messenger RNA from Heterobasidion irregulare TC 32-1, 1008 nucleotides. RefSeq lists its product as uncharacterized. The transcript is spliced from 3 exons. The record is from RefSeq and is a predicted model, not a curated record. The coding region runs from base 1 to 1008 and encodes 335 amino acids. NCBI's taxonomy places the organism in Eukaryota, Fungi, Basidiomycota, Agaricomycetes, Russulales, Bondarzewiaceae.